AACCACAUCAUUAUUAUUAAAUAGAUAUCGACCAACGAUGAAUCAUACAAGAGCUUCAUUAUCUACAAUACCAGAUUCGAUCACGAAUCCUAAUAAUUCUAAUUCGAUUGGAACGAUGAUGAUGGGAAAUCCUGGGAUACGAAAAUUAGAUCAAAGGAGACCUACGUUAGAUGCAGUGAUGGCUACUACCACUACUACUAGUAACAAUUCAUUUCCUAGUAAUUCUCAUCCGAAUGGAAAUGGUGUGAAUGGGAGUGGGAAUUCGAAUUCGACAUCUAAUAUUUGUUCUUCUGCUUCUUCUUCUAAUCGUCAUAAUUUAUACCCUACUUUACCUAUUACUGUGAAUUAUCAUUAGAUUUGUUUUUUUUCUGUGAUCAAGAAAGAGUAUUUGAACCGAUUGAUUUUUCACAUGAAUAUAUUAUAUAUCUAUUUAUAUACAAAGAUACAUAUUUUAUAUUUAUAUAUAUAACAAGUAUUGUUCUUUUUUUAUUGUUCUUUUUUUUAUUUUUCUUUUUGACUUCAUUUUCUUUUUGGCUUUUGAUUUGUGGGUUUUUUUGAUUCAUCUUUUAUUUUUCUUUGUUUUUUGUAAACGUCUGUUUUAUUGUGGUUGGAGAUAGAUGUUGAAAUUAAAUAAAUGAAAAAGUUUAUUAUUU
This is a messenger RNA of Melampsora larici-populina 98AG31, 653 nucleotides long. RefSeq lists its product as uncharacterized. Lineage: Eukaryota; Fungi; Basidiomycota; Pucciniomycetes; Pucciniales; Melampsoraceae. The transcript has a single exon. The record is from RefSeq and is a predicted model, not a curated record. Bases 38 to 355 code for a protein of 105 amino acids.